Molecule: messenger RNA, 1803 nt
Organism: Cladophialophora yegresii CBS 114405
Lineage: Eukaryota; Fungi; Ascomycota; Eurotiomycetes; Chaetothyriales; Herpotrichiellaceae
Exons: 3
Coding region: 1-1803 (600 amino acids)
Source: RefSeq, a predicted model, not a curated record
AUGAGAUUCUGCAAUGCUUUCGCCUUCUCCUUCCCACUCGUCUUAUUACCCCUCUCAUUCUUCCUUGCUGCGACAUAUCUCCCUGCCGAAAAAGACGUACCUCUUCCAACUUCAUCAGCUGUUGACUUCCGCCAAUUCUGGAGAUCCGCCGUGAAGAAAGCGAUGAAUGAAACACACGUCUUCGUUUCCCCCAAUCACCCCUACAUCCACUAUGUGGGACGUUGGGUGCCGUCCGCGGAUCAGUUGAUGCGCGAGGCGGGUUUUCCAGGUGCAUACUUCGAAUUCGGCGUCACCAACACCACAUCCGUGUACCUUGCCUUUCAAAGUUAUCCGGGUUUCGGUGCUGGGCCCGGGGACCCCUUGGACGUUGAAGAUAACAUCGGCGUUACGGUGGAAAUCGACGACGAGUUAUUACUUAUGGUCCUACAUCCGUGCUCUAUCGUGCAGGUCGCGGAGAACCUCGACCCUAGCAGGACGUACAAGCUCAGAGUCACGCAAACGGCCUAUUACCAAGGCGCCGACGGGAGUUUCAAGUUUGAAGGAGUCUGGCUGGACCGGCCUGCCUCUGAGGGGCACGGUCGUCCAGCUGUCGGCAGCACAUUAGGCGCGCUGGUACCGCAGACCGAAGGCCCACAGGGAGCUACGCAGCAGCAAGACUCACCACCGGCGCUGCGAAAGAAAUCACUCAUAGAGCUGUUCACAUGCGAGGUCGACCUGGAGCUCAACCGCCCCAGCGCGCAAAAAAACGCGGCGGGUCUCGCUGAGGAACGAGUACACACCUGGUAUAACCGCUUCGGAGCUGAACUCGGCGCCGACAUCGCCCUCGUACCUACCACAGGGAAGUACUUUUCCCAGGAUUGGUUCGGGAUCAAAAGUGACAAUCGGACGACCGCGCCCGUCGCGAAAUAUUUCUUUUCCUAUCGCUACGAGGGUGAGAGUUCAUUCUCAUCCAUCUCAGUGAACCAACCGAAGGAGGACCACAGCUGGCCAUUCAAAGCCUACCGACCCGCUGUGCUGAUCCUCCAGCUCGGAUUCACGGACUUUAUCGAGAUCUUCAAGGGCCUCCCAGCUCAACAACAUUUGGACGAAUUCCUCAACAGCUUCGUCAAGGACUACGUCAAAUUCGUCAAGACCAUCCGGGCCGACGCCUACCCCUCUGACGGGACGACCGCAAACGGCGGUGAUGACGGCAGCUACAGCUACACUUACAACUCGGCGCCCUCCACGCUCCCGAUCUUCCUGAUCGCCCCCUUUUCGGCCCACCGUGUACUUGUGACACGGAAGCUCACGCUCGCCAAAUUCAUGGCCGACGCCCUCGCGCGCGUGGUGUCCACGUUGCACGCCGAGGGCGACAUCUCGACCCACCUCAUCGAUACCGCAGGGUGGCUUGACCCACAGCAGGACUUUCAGACGCCGCCCAACUUCCGUCGCCUGUUUCGGCCGAGAGUCGAUGGAGAAGCCUGGCGACCACUUACCGAGGCUGCUAAAGUCAAGGUGGCGAGUCUGCUCGCGAGCCAUAUCUGUCCUUACAUCAAACAAAGUGGCCAAAGCUCAGUCGACGGAUCUGCAGGCAUCAGUGAUAGCAAUAGCAAAAGCUCAGCUGUGGCUUUCGCCGCGUCGGGAGACUGCGCCUUUGAUCAAUACGACAGCUAUCUCGGCAACGUGUACGUCCCUGAGGGCGUGGAGCUGGACCGCGCCCUGCUGGAGCGCAAGUUCGAGAUCAUCAAGGAGAGAUUCCGGCUCGCCACGCCUGUUCGGUUGAAGAUCGAGCCGGGGUCACUUCGACACAAAUGGGCAAAGUAG